Molecule: messenger RNA, 1566 nt
Organism: Pararge aegeria (speckled wood butterfly)
Lineage: Eukaryota; Metazoa; Arthropoda; Insecta; Lepidoptera; Nymphalidae
Exons: 1
Coding region: 1-1566 (521 amino acids)
Source: RefSeq, a predicted model, not a curated record
AUGCCAAGGAAAAAAUCAAAUAUCGGAAGAUCAACGAGAAAUACGAAGAAACAGGCAACCAGAAGAACUAAAGAAACACCGCAACAACAAACAACACGAUUAGAAUCAAACAGACUUCGAGCUUCGUUUUUGAGAGCUAAUGAAACAGAUAGUGUACGUGUUGUUCGAGUUACAGACCUAAGAUCAAGAGCGUCUUCAUCAAGAGCUGCCGAAAAACCUGACGAACGAGCUCAACGUUUGGAUGAUCAAAGAUUAAGACAAAAUCAGUUAAGAACUAAAAGCGAUCUUAAUAAAGCAGCCUUUAAUUACGAUAAGAAAUAUGAUUACAAGAUCCAUCCCGAUGUGGUCAUUGGUUUAAUGAAUGUAGUAUGUCCGCAUUGUCGCGCUAAGAAGUUUCAAAAAGAAACUGCCGGUUUGUGUUGCUCCAACGGCAAAGUUCAUUUACCACCACAUGUUGAACCACCAGAACCUCUUCUUACCUACGUAUCUGGAACUACUAAGGAGUCUAAACAUUUUCUUCAGCAUAUUAGAAAAUACAACUCCUGUUUUCAAAUGACAUCGUUUGGAGCAACAAAUAUUGUAAAAUAUAAUCAUUUUAUGCCCACAUUUAAAGUGCAAGGACAAGUAUACCAUCAAAUUGGUUCACUUCUCCCAGUACCUGAAGAAAAUCCCCAAUUUUUGCAAAUUUAUUUCAUGGACAACGUAGAAAAAGAGAUUGACCGACGAUGCAUGUUCAGUACGACAACUAACCGGGAAAUUAUUACUAAAUUACGGAUUAUGCUUCAUGAAAAUAAUUGUUUGAUUAGAGAUUUUAAAUCUGUAUUAGAAGGUGCGACAACAGAUGAUUUCAGGGUCAUUAUUAGAGCAGAUAAAAAACCUUCGAAUGAGCAUGAAAGACGCUUUAAUGCACCCGUGGCUUCUGAAGUCGCAGCUGUAAUUGUUGGUACAGAAAUUACAAAAAGAGAUAUUAUUAUCACUAAGCGAGAUCAAACCAAGCAACGUGUCGCUGAAACACACCGAUCGUAUGACGCGCUUCAAUAUCCAAUUCUGUUUCCGCGAGCAGAAGAUGGAUAUCAUCUCGAACUAUAUCAAACUAAUCCCACGACAAGCGCUGUGACAUUGAAGAGAGUUAGUUGUAUGGAUUUUUAUGCGUAUCGUAUCAUGAUAAGAGAUAAUCAAUCUAACCAUAUUCUUAAGUGUCGUCAACUGUUUCAACAAUUUAUUGUUGACAUGUACGCCAAGGUUGAAAGCGAACGACUAAACUUUAUUCGAUACAAUCAAUCGAAACUCCGAGCCGAAGAGUAUAUUCAUUUGCGAGAUACAAUAUCGAAUGAUAAAGAAGCUGCGAAUAUUGGACUAAAAGUAAUACUUCCAUCUACGUAUACUGGAAGUCCAAGACAUAUGCAGGAAUAUGCUCAGGAUGCUUUGACGUAUGUUCGAAAAUAUGGACGUCCAGAUCUUUUCAUUACCUUCACAUGUAAUCCAGCUUGGGAAGAAAUUAAGGAUUUACUUCUGCCUGGGCAGCAAUCAUCGGAUCGACAUGACCUUAUAGCAAGAGUUUUGUAA